AUGGCCUCCAAAAGAUCACGGUCGGAAAUGGAAGAGGAUGAAUGCGAGAAAAAGCAUAAAGCGAUAGCGCUCAUUAGGGCAGCUACAAAAGCUGCUAUGGAAACCGUGGCGAAGGAUGAGUUUGGGAAGAUCUUUGCCGAAGCAGAAUUGAUCAUUGCGAGACGGUUGGAGAAAAAGAAACCGAGAAAUCGCUCGGGAAAUGAACAAGGACAAUCGGGGACCAAUGGUGAAGGCAGUUCCUCGAUCGUGCAGCGCGGUUCGGAGCAGAGUGCACAAAGUGGGUCUUCAGUGGCCGAGCAAAGUAUGGAGCUUCAAGGAAGCGAUAAUACUUCCAGUGCCCAGAGGUUGCCGGCUUGGUAUGAAGGGAAUAUGUCUUGGCCUUCGAAAGGUCGGCGGCGAGGUCCAAAGCCGAGGGAGAAAAGUCAAGAAGAAAUUGAGACAGAACGACACCGUAUCAUGACAGGAAUUCAACGAGAUUUCGAUUGGAAUCCCGAAACUAACACUUGGAUGCAGAGAGGUCUAGUACCUAACCACGUGCACACGACGGUGAAGCCUGGAUCAACAGCAUUCCGCGACGCAGCCGCUCGUCGACAUCUCGAGGGAUGGCUUAGCGACGACAGAGGUCGUGCCAUGUGGGCCUACAUCAACUCUAUCCGAGACGCCAUCCCCAUCGACGACCCAUAUCGGUUUUCCGAAAUGUCUCCGCAUCGGCUCUCAGAUCUCUCUCCCGAAUGCAUGCAGACACUACGAUCCGCAUGCGAGCUGCUCACCAAUACAUCGUGGGAGCUGGGCGAAUUGUGGAAUUUCAUGCUCCUCACGCGCUACUACUCGGGUAAUAAAUGGGGAGCCGCGCGCGGCUUCGGAUCUAAUGAAGCUGAGCGAAUCAAGGAAUACAUCAGCCUAGUGCGCACGAUCGCCGAACAAAAACUAAUACCGCAUCGACCGAUUCCCUGGCGUAAAUUCUUCUACUACGAGCCGCCGUCGAUGGAAACGCUCAAGGGAUUCGGUCUCGUGUAUCAUCCGUGUGGACUGCUGGUUCCCGAUACGUUUGAGAAUGGCUGGUAUGUUCCGCCGAUAUUUCGGGGCGAGGAACAUUUGGCGGUAGUGAGGUUUUAUAAAAAUGGGGGGAUUUGGUUGGAUAGGGAAAGUAUGGUGGCGCCGAUUGAGGCAAAACCUAGGUAUAGGAGUCCUGGGAAGAAACAGGGGGAGUCGUUGGUGGUGGAUACGCCGUUUUUGGCGAGCGAGACGGCGUUGAUGAGGGAGGUGCAGAGGGCGUUUGCGGAGGGGGUUAUGUGUGGGAGGAGGUUGUGA
Sclerotinia borealis F-4128 is the source of this 1311-nucleotide messenger RNA. NCBI's taxonomy places the organism in Eukaryota, Fungi, Ascomycota, Leotiomycetes, Helotiales, Sclerotiniaceae. The record is from the annotation of a GenBank genome assembly.